Molecule: messenger RNA, 615 nt
Organism: Penicillium cosmopolitanum
Lineage: Eukaryota; Fungi; Ascomycota; Eurotiomycetes; Eurotiales; Aspergillaceae
Exons: 2
Coding region: 1-615 (204 amino acids)
Source: RefSeq, a predicted model, not a curated record
AUGAAUGGCGUCGCGACUGCUUCCGCGCCGAAAAGGAAACCCCCGAAACUCCGACCUCCCAAGUUGCGAAAGAGCUCAACCUCAGAUCCUGCAACGAGCGACUUCAAUGAGCAAAGAAUAAAUGGUGCUACGGAAUCUACCAAAUCAAACUCUCCGUCUGCAAACUCGGGUAGCAUUUCCACAGAUCCAAGACAGAAUGGCCGACUUUCUCCUUCACCUCAGGCUGAACCUCAGGUUGAUGAAAACCAAAACCAGCGCACUCGACACCAUCGCAGACCCCGCCAACCUUCGACACAGUCACAAGAUCCAUAUCAAUAUCAAAGCACCGAGCCUGAGGACAGUGGUAACAGAAGUUCGGAACAACGGACGGUGCAGGAAAGGCGCGUGAGCCACAUACUUCACCCUCAGGAAGCCGGCGGCCAGAUGCAGGGGAACAGUGAACUUGUUCCAAGACCAGCAGCUGGAGGUGUGGAGCAAGUGUCAGAGGUUACAGAAGUAAAGCCUCAGUCGAAGAAGAAUGAUCAAUUAAAGCUGAGGUUGGACUUGAACCUGGAUGUAGAAAUUGAAUUAAAAGCCAAGAUCAGAGGAGACGUAACGCUGCAACUACUACAAUAA